AUGGUCUAUGUUUUACAUGGUCAAGUGUUGGACAGCCAGAAUCAGUCCCCAUGGAGAAUGUCUUUCCUAACAGAUUUCUUCUGGGGAAUAGCAGAAUUUCUGGUUUUCUUUUUCAAAACUUUACUUCAGCAAGAUGUGAAGAAAAGAAGAGGCUAUGGGAGCUCCUCUGAUUCCAGAUACGGUGAUGGAAGAGGGCCACCACCAGGAAACCCUCCACAAAGAAUGGGUAGGAUCAGUCACCUUCACGGCCCUAGCCCUCCUCCAAUGGCUGGUGGAUAA
Molecule: messenger RNA, 279 nt
Organism: Mus caroli (Ryukyu mouse)
Lineage: Eukaryota; Metazoa; Chordata; Mammalia; Rodentia; Muridae
Source: RefSeq, a predicted model, not a curated record